AUGAUUAAAAGAUUAGUUUCAGUAAAUGGAAAUAACAUUAAUCAAGCUAAACAAGAAUUGAAAUGGCUCACACAGCAUGUAUUACAACAAACAAGGAAACCCUUAUCAGAAAUUUCUUUAAUUGAGAAAAUAAAUUUGAAUGUUUUUGAAAAAAGGUUAUUAAACGAAUUAAUUAAUGAAAGAGUUGAAAAAUCAAAACCUUUACAAUAUAUACUUGGUACGCAACCAUUUUGUGAUUUGGAAAUCAUUACUAAACCACCCGUGUUGAUUCCAAGAUGGGAAACGGAAGAAUGGACAAGUAAAAUCAUUUCAAUGCUUAUACCAUUUCUUCGACUGCGAAAAGAAAUGACAAAGUUCGAAAUUUUGGAUAUAUGUACAGGAUCAGGGUGUAUCGCAUUAUCACUUUCGCAUUAUCUUCCAACAAAUUCAAGCAACAUACAUGGCAUAGAUAUAUCACCUAAUGCACUCUCCUUGGCUAAAUUAAAUCAUCACAUAUUUAACUCAAAAAAUCGAUUAAAAAAUUCGGUAAAAUUCUCUAAAUUGGAUAUUUUGAAGGCAACUCGAAAUGAACUUGAUUUAUUCAUUAAAAAUUCGACGGAAAUUGGAAAAGGUUUCGAUUUAAUAUUAUCUAAUCCACCUUAUGUUACUCACGAAGAAUAUAAAACAUUGCAAGAUGAUGUUAAAUUGUGGGAAGAUAAAAUUGCCUUGGUUGCCGAAGAAGGUGGUACCGCGUUCCAUAAACGUAUCGCUCACCUUGCAAAAGAUAACGGGUUAUUGUAUGAUACGAAAAGUGAUUUGCCGCAGUUAAUUAUGGAAAUUGGUGGAAGUCACCAAGUUAGUGAUGUAGUUAAUAAUUUAAAGAAUUGUGGUUUUAGCCAUGUAGAAAUUUGGAAAGACGUUGCGAACAAAGAUCGAUGUGUUGUUGCUAAAAGAACUUAA
Molecule: messenger RNA, 939 nt
Organism: Funneliformis caledonium
Lineage: Eukaryota; Fungi; Glomeromycota; Glomeromycetes; Glomerales; Glomeraceae
Source: the annotation of a GenBank genome assembly